ACAUGAAGGGAACUGUCUGCUGCAUUUCAACAAAAAUGCCUUUACAAAGGCGCCACCUGUUGGACUGGAAAUGUAAUUACACAUAUAUUUGGGAGGCGUUUGGUUAAAUUCGAACUUUAAACAUUUACCACAUUAGUUUUAUUUCAAUACAGUAAAAAAUUGAAGUACAUAAAAAUAAAAAAAUGCUGUUUUCAGCCUUUUUACAUUCAUACAUAAAUAAUAAAUCCAAGCGAUUUUUUUUCUGUUGUUCAUACACAUGCAAACUAAACCAACCGUACAACCGUACGUAUAUACCCGUGCCGUGUGUAUUAUUUUGUAAAAUCAAAUAACAUUGUGAGUUUACCCAGAGACAAUUUGGUUUACCUUCUCACUAAAUUCGUGGGUCACGUGGUUUCGGUAGUAGUAAACCGGUAGUAACUGUGGCAACGUCGACGCAAUGUACUAACGUUAUCCGUUUCCUUUUUCUUUCUUUUUUUUACUUUCAUUGACCGAUAGGCCUAUAUUUUUUAAAUAAUGGCCGUAAUUUUUAGGGUAAACCUGCUUAAAUUGACUAAAAUAACGUUAUAGUCUAUCUGACAUCCAAAAGAGGAGAUGAAGCCUAACACCAGCGUCGUUAGACCCAAACUGAUAUCACUGCCAACUGAAUAUCGUCUGAUAAUAAAGGACAUUCCAGUCCAAGGACACAGGUGUUCUUCCAACUACAUCUCCAGUCCUCCAGUUUCUGGAUGCUACAAGUCUGCGGAAUCCAGGAUGAAUGUUUUCUCGGCGAUGGAGAAAUGUCCAUGUUGUCCGAGCUAUUCCAGGGAUCGAGAGGCUCACAUCUCUAUUACUGAUGGGUCUCGUCUUCCAUUGUUAGCCAAAGACCGUGAAAGUAAUAUUUCUGGACGUCAUUUAUUAUUUGAUAAACGAUGGAGAAAAGGAACGUACGCCGCUAAUGAUAUGAGAGCAGACAGAGUUCUGAUUAACCACAACCCCACAAGUCCACUUUCUCAGGAGUUCCAUGUUUAUCAUUCUCACAAUUUAAACAAAUUUGCUCACCGCAAAGAACUUUCCCCACGCGACCCAAGACCACAUGUUUACGGGUCUGAUUAUCUGACCUCAUUUCCAUCAGUUCUGUUACCAGCCACCACUCCAUCUACCAGACUCUGUUUAUCUCAAAACUAUAAAAACAGGCCAAGGGUAACAAACAGAGUCCCCAAUCUCUUCCCUGUUGGUGCUAACAACAAAACCUGUGGGCCGGUAAUUGUUUUUCAGGCCAGUCGUACCCUGAUCCACACUUGGGUGCCUCAGCAUCUUUUGUUCAGAGGCUCACUGAGAUUUCCUGUCUGGAAGCAGAAACAGUCCGGCAUGAGAAAAUGAAGAGACUCCGAAAGGUCACUAGGCAGGACUCUUAAUAGGAGUUCAUCAACCAAAGAGGAAACACAAUAACGCCUGAAAUCACAACUGUGCCAAAGAUUGAGCAAAUAAAGUCAUGGGGGAAAAACUGAGAGGUACCAAGUGCAGACACUUUAUUAUAACUGAUCACAAUACUUUAUUAUGUAAAAGUCUACACACCCCUGUUAAAACAGCUGGUUUUUGUGAUGUAAAAAUUGAAACAAAGAUAAAUCAUUCCAGAACUGUUGCACCUUGCAUGUAAAAAAUACAACCUAUGCAAUACCACUGAAAACCAAAGUGACAUUUCAGAGAAAAAUUACUAAUCUAAAAACUUAAAAGAACCUACAGUAACUGCAUACGUCUGCACAUCCUUUUAAAACUGGCCAUUUGGCUGUGUUAAAAAUUGACAAAUCCUCUCCCGUGACCUCAUGGGAUAGUUAAGUGUCCAUGUGCAGUUGUGUGCAGAAUGUGCAGUUCAGAAGUAGUAUGUUACUUAAAGACUUUUCUCCUACUCGGCUAACAUACUGUUUUUUUAAAUAGUGUAUCACUGUAAAAAGAAGUUUGCUGUACAUUUUACAGUAACUUACUGGCAGCUGGAUGCCAGUAAGUUACUGUAAAAGUGUUUACAGUAUAAGUACUGUAAUUUUAUUUACAGUAAUACAAUCAUAUACUGUAUUAAUAUUUACAGUAUGAGUACUGUAUUUUUCA
This is a messenger RNA of Pimephales promelas (fathead minnow), 2082 nucleotides long. It is a transcript of the gene c22h8orf89, whose product is annotated as chromosome 22 C8orf89 homolog. The record is from RefSeq and is a predicted model, not a curated record. NCBI's taxonomy places the organism in Eukaryota, Metazoa, Chordata, Actinopteri, Cypriniformes, Leuciscidae.